Onychostoma macrolepis is the source of this 11899-nucleotide messenger RNA. It is a transcript of the gene dtx1, whose product is annotated as deltex 1, E3 ubiquitin ligase. The transcript has 10 exons. The record is from RefSeq and is a predicted model, not a curated record. Gene Ontology annotation, molecular function: ubiquitin protein ligase activity; zinc ion binding. Gene Ontology annotation, cellular component: nucleoplasm. Bases 1606 to 3510 code for a protein of 634 amino acids. Gene Ontology annotation, biological process: protein ubiquitination; Notch signaling pathway. Lineage: Eukaryota; Metazoa; Chordata; Actinopteri; Cypriniformes; Cyprinidae.
UCAGUGUGUGAGCGAUGCUGAACGUCAGUGUUUCUCUUACCAGAGAGUGGAAAAUGGAAAACCACUCACAUGCACUGUUCCAGUACGGCUUUCAGACACAAAGCUUGAUGCUUCUGCAUUUUCAUUGGCGUAGAAGAAAUUUUGAAUCUAACCAGCCAUUUUUGACAGAAAAGUAAGCUAUCUUCUUAACCUUUGACCAUUAACAACUUCUAAUAUAAUGCAAUAUCACACUAACAAGCAUGAUAUUGUUCCGAACACAUCGGUUGCUAGUGUCAUAUUGCUUAAAAAUAAAAUAAUCGUCAUUAAAAAAAUAAAACACUUUAUAUUUAGGUCUCAUUUAAUUUCAAAUUAUGUUUACAAGCAUUUAUUAAUUUCAGUUAAUGUUAGUUGAUAAAAAUGCAACUUUAUUCAUGUUAGUUCGCAUUAAUGUUAACAGAUACUAUGUUUUAUUUAAAAAAUGCAUUCAUAAAUUUUGAAACUAACAUUGAGUGCAAUAGACGCAAUAUUCAUUGUUAAUUCAUGUUUACUAAUAUGUGACCCUGCAGCACAAAAGCAGUCAUAAGCAGCACAGGUAUAUUUGGAGCAAUAGCCAACAAUACAUUGUAUGGGUCAAAAUGAUCAAAUUUUCUUUUAUGCCAAAAAUCAUUAGGAUAUUAAGUAAAGAUCAUGUUCCAUGAAGAUAUUUUGUAGAUUUCCUGCUGUAAAUACAUCAAAACUUAAUUUUUGAUUAGUAGCAUUGCUAUGAACGUGAUUUUCUAAAUAUUUUGAUUUUUUUUUCACCCUCAGAUUCCAGAUAUCCAUAUAGUUGUAUCUCAGUCAAAUAUUAUAUCAUAACAACCAUACAUCACUGAAAAGCUGAUUUAUUCAGCUUUCAGAUGCAUGUAUAAAUCUAAUUUUCAAAAAAAUUGUCCCUUAUGACUGGUUUUGUGAUCCAGGGUAACAUUAAAAAUUAUGUUUUAUAAUGUAUUAUUUUUUGUGAUGUUUUAUAGUUUAUUACACAUUAUUAUCCAUAUCCUAUAUUUCUAUAUAAGCAUGAUACGCUUGUCUUUAUGGGAUUUCUGAGCGGUGGAAGUAACACACGAGGUCAUCUGGAAGGAAAAUCUGAUUUUCUCAUGCUGAAACCGCUGCUUCUUUCCAGGCUGAGUAUUGCAGACCAUGUGGAUGCAAAACCUGGCAGUCCUUUCCAAGAGCAGCGUGUUCUCCUUCAACUGGAUCUAGACCAGAAAGCUGGACUUCAGGACUGCAGGAUUAUAUGAGCAUCACUAGCAGUGACUGGACUCCGUCUCAGAUCAUCUAUUUUGGAUUAUUCUGCUGAGGAGGAGUUACUUCGGAGAGCAUGAUUACUUCCAGAGCUGGAAUACUAGAGACUAAUCUAGUUUAUGUGGGCAAACUCAAUUACAGCAGCGAAUCCCUCAUGUGAACAGAGCAGCGUCUAAUUCGUUUUGCUGCAGGACGUGCAUUGACUUCUGCAGUUUGUGCACUCGUUCUUAAGCAAAAUCAAGAGUUUUGAAUCUUCACAAUGUGUUUUCAAUAGGAACAUUCUCUUGGAACGCAUAUAUUGGGACGAAAUCCAUUCUGUUUGUUGUUGGUGUGGAGUUGAAUCAAAUGGCUCGACCCGGCUCUGGGGUUCUGGUGUCGCUGGGAGGCGGAUACUCGUCUCAGAGCAUGGCUAGGGUAGUGGUUUGGGAAUGGCUGAAUGAACACGGCCGCUGGAGGCCAUACAGCGCCGCCGUUUGUCAUCACAUCGAAAACGUCCUGAAGGGAGACGCACGAGGGACCGUCAUACUGGGGCAGGUGGAUCCGCAGCUCGCACCCUACGUCAUAGACCUGCAGUCCAUGCAUCAGUUCAGACAAGACACAGGCACAAUGCGUCCCGUGCAGCGCAAUUUCUAUGACCCGUCCUCGGCUCCAGGCAAGGGCAUCGUGUGGGAAUGGGAGAACGACUGCGGCUCCUGGACAGCGUAUGACAUGGAGCUGUGCGUCAGCAUCCAGAACGCCUACGAGAAGCAGCACCCCUGGCUGGACCUGAGCUCUCUGGGCUUCAGCUAUGUGGUGGACUUCGACGGGAUGUCCCAAACCAACCGGCAGAGCCAGAGGAAGCGGCGCAUCCGCCGACGGAUGGACCUGGCUUACCCUCUCAUCGCCGGAUCCAUCCCCAAAUCCCAGUCCUGGCCGGUGGGCACCAGCUCGGGAACACCUUGCACCUGUCAGCAGUGUAUGCUGGUCCACAGCACAAGGGCCGCAUCCAACGCUAUCCUGGCGCUGCAGCAGAGGAGGAAGCUGUACGGGACGGAGGGCGGAGCCAACGCCGUCGUCAGGCAGAGCAACACCUUCGCUGGCUCCUCCCUCUGGUCGCCCGCGACGACCGUUGCCAGGGGACACCAUAACAACAUAUCGGUGGGAGGCGGAGGUGGAGGAGGAGGAGGUGGCGGGAAGGUUGAGAUGAAUGGUGUGAAUUUCCGGUGCGCUCCUGCGAUCGUGACGCUGCCGUCCAAUCACGCGCUUACUAUUAACGGACAGAACAAUCUGAACCGGCCGGGAACACAGCGGAUCACGGUGACGGCCAGCCGAGGAUCCGUCCCUCCUGGGGUUCCUGCACUUCCUGUGAAGAAUCUCACUGGGUCAGGACCGGUCCAUCCUGCAUUAGCAGGAAUGACUGGCAUCCUCAUGUGUGCUGCUGGGCUCCCCGUGUGUUUGACUCGGGCUCCUAAACCGAUCCUGCAUCCACCGCCGAUCAACAAGAGCGACCUGAAACCCGUGCCGGGGAUCAACAGCAUCCGACGCAAGACCAAGAAAAAGCACCUCCGCAAAGGUAAAAGCCCAGAGGACGUGGUUCGGCGCUACACAGAGAAGAUCAAGACGGCUCCCGAUGAGGACUGCACCAUCUGCAUGGAGCGACUGGCCACCGCAUCCGGAUACGAGGGAGUGCUGAGCUACAAAGGCAUCAAGCCUGAGCUGGUCGGCAAACUGGGAAAGUGCGGACACAUGUACCAUCUUCUGUGUCUGGUGGCCAUGUACAGCAACGGCAAUAAGGACGGCAGUCUGCAGUGUCCCACCUGUAAGGCCAUCUACGGGGAGAAAACCGGCACGCAGCCUCCUGGGAAGAUGGAGUACCACGUGAUUCCUCAUUCUCUACCUGGAUACUCAGACACCAAGACUAUACGGAUCGUCUAUGACAUUCCCGCUGGGAUACAGACCACAGAGCACCCGAAUCCUGGGAAAAAGUACAGCGCACGCGGAUUUCCUCGACACUGCUACUUACCGGACAACGAGAAAGGCCGGAAGGUGUUGAAGUUGCUAAUCAUGGCGUGGGACCGUCGUUUGAUCUUCACCAUCGGGACGUCCAGCACCACGGGAGAGAUGGACACGGUCGUGUGGAACGAGAUUCACCACAAGACAGAGUUCGGCUCCAACCUCACGGGCCACGGCUACCCCGACACCAACUAUCUGGACAACGUGAUGAGAGAACUGGCUGCCCAGGGCGUCGGAGAGGACAACCUGAAGGACUGAGGCUCGGUCCGCACACACACACACCUCAUGCCGAGGAGUUCCUGACCGCCAGAGAUACCUUUGACCUCUCUGGGAACAACGGUCCUCGCUGACCCUGAGUGAGAGACGAGGAGAUGUGGAUGAUGGAGUGAUCAAAUCAAUACAAAUUACUCUAAUCUGUUCCUCAUUCACCGUCACAGCUCUCUUUCUCUCUCUAUCUCUCGCGACGCUCUUUUUCAAGGCUACCCAGAAUGCAUCUGGGCUCAGACCGGUGCAUGUGGUAGUUGUAUAUACACACACAUUAGUGGUUGACCGAUACGGGAUUUUCAGUGGCGAUACCGCUACAGAUGUAAUAUGUCAUAUCCAGGGCUGUCAAAUGAUUCAAAUGUUUUAAUCUAAUUAAUUACAUGAUCUGCAGAUUAAUCAUCAGUUUUGGCUGAGAAAUUUCCCCCAAAAGAUUGUUUAUUGUGGUAUAUGAGAAAAAGCUUUGAAUAAAACAUUACAGAAAAGUAGCUUUAGAAAUAAAUAUUUUGAUUCAGCAUUGCGUAAAUAUUGAUAAAUGAGUAUUGGAAUAUUAAAUGGUUUUUAAAAAAUGAAAUGAAUUUUGAAAGUAAAACCUCUAGUAGGCGGCGGCCUAUGAGUGAGUCGUUGAAUUAUUCAUCCAACCGAUUUAUUCAAGCAGAUGAUUCAGUCAGAAAAGUCUCAUUGAAAUGAUUCAUUCAGAUGGCUGAUUCAUUGAGAAAUAAAGCUAGCGACUGUCUUAAUUAAUUCACUCGAUUUGUUCAAAUGGCUGAUUCAGUCAGUAACGAAGCAAGUGACUGUUUAAACGAACGAGUCACUGAAUCAUCGGCUCACUCAAUUCAAUCAAACGCCUGAUUCAUUCAGUAAUGAAGCUAGCGACUGUCUUCAUGAAUCAGUCACUGAAUCAUUGGCUCACUCGGUUCGUUCAAAAACGUGGAUUCAUUCAGUAACAACACACCACUGUGUUGCUUGCUGUGCUUAAUGCAAAAGAGUCUUCAUAAAAUAAAAAAAUAAAAACUAUUUUACCCAUUAUUUACUAGAAAAUGUAAGCUAAAUGAACACCUCUGUUAAUCUGCCAAUUAGUAGCUGAUGCUGAUGAUCUCAAAAUCACCAAAUAUCAGAUCAUUCAUUCCAUUUCUUGAUAUAUCGGUCUACCACUGCAUCCAAUAUCUGUGCAUUCCAUUGGAUAACAUGGAGACGUUUUCUUUCCAUGUUGAUUUUUUUAAACUGCAUCACUUUCCUGAUGUUUUCUGCCUGAAACAGCAUCAGUUUGGCCUCCGUAUAUGUAACCGAUUAAAGGAGGAAGCCUGUAGUUGUUGGGAAAUUGGUGUAGAUGGAUCCGUAAGCAGAUUUUCGGGGCUGUUUUUGAUGUUUGUGCAAGCGCUGCAUAAAAUAUCUGCAUUUCAAAACAUUCAGCUCUCCGGCUCGUGUGCUACUUUUGAACUUCAGAGCAAUUAGCGGAGCUCAGAGCGAACACUGAAAUUUGAGGAUCCUCCUGUGUGCGUUUUAACUUUUAGAAUGAAUAAGAUGAAUAGGAUGUCUUCUUGAAAUAUGCAAUGAUUCAUAUCCUAUCUUGCUUUGUUUCUCUUUUAUGUCAUUGAUCUGAGAGUGCGGCUUUCUGGCUCCAGACGGGUUUAUCUGUGCUGUGUUUGGAUUGGAAUACAGUCAUACUACGUUACUAGAACACUGCACACAGUAUACAGUACUAUUUUUAAAAUGCAGGCGUUAUUCCAUGAUGAAUGUUUUAAAUAAUUGUCCUUUUGAAUUGCAUGUGAGUGGCGUCCAGUUAUGAUGUUGAAUAAAUACGACUGUUGCCAAUUUUUGUGAAUUUAAGGCAGUGUUCAAAUAAUGAAUCAAAAUAGUCAAAUUUUUGUGGCUGACAUUUCUAGUUCAUUUGUCACACUGGAAAUAAAGUUGAGCAUUUUGCAGUGGUUCUCAACCAGGGGCCUGGGGCCUCAAAAUUCCUGAAAUGAUUUAAAAUAUAAUUUAUAAAGACAAAACAAGCAUUUAAAUAAGCUAAAGCAAAAAAAUUAAAAAUAAAAUAAAUAAAUAAAAAAAGAUAUUUCUCAUUUUGACUAACUUAAUCUCAAACCAAAAGUAACAAAACAUUGUUAAUUGGAAUAAUUUUUUUUUUUUUAAAUACUAAAAUAAAAUAAAAAAAAGAGAGAGAGAGAUUUUAUUUCAGCAUAUUGCCUAAACAGAAUCUCUCAAUUUCAUUUAGUUUAACUUGAAGUACUAAAAUAACUAAAACAAAAACUGAAGUAAAAAUGAAGAAAACUAUAUAGACUAAAAUAAUAUAAACGAUCAAUUCAUUAUAUCAAUUCUCUCUCUCCUUCGGCUUGCUCCCUUUAUCAGGGGCCGCAAAUAAUUAUAUCAAUUAACUAAAUAAAAUUACACUAAAUUAACACCGAACCGGGGUUCCCACAGUCUUUGAAAACCUGGAUGAGAAAUCCUCAUUUUGAAAGUGUGAUUUCUGUAUCUUGAAAAAUCAUAUAAUUGGAUAAAAUCUUAAAACCUCCUUAGGCACUUUUAUAAUCAAUAUACAUUUUACUAGCUAUGACAAGCUCUAAAAUAUUUUAUCGGGUAGAAAUUCUGAGUAAAAAUUAUGCUUAUGCUUAUGCUUAAUUUUUAUCCAGCACAUCAGGAAAGACCGGAAAAGUCAUGCAAAUUCAUGGGUUAAAAGGAGCAGGACACUUCAGCCCCUAAAACAUCUGCAAUCCUGAAAUGUAAUUAUUGAAAACUUUAAUUAUGAUUAUUUUAGGUGCUUUUUUUAUUUUUAGAAACCAGGAGUUCACAUAAAUUAAAAUGCAUUUGGUAAAACAAAACUAGGGCUUUAAGCUUUUUAAAUAUGGUAGUGGACAAUGAGGUCCCUUAGAGUCAAAAAGGUUGAGAAGCAUUGGCAUAGUGCAAUUACAGUAUUUCAUAGAGUGUGCUCCAGUUGCAUAUUUUAUCAAAUGCAUUGGGCCAUGCACAGGAAAUUGACACAGUGUGCAUGUAAACAUACUAGAUACUGUAGAAAUAGUAGUAUGUUCUGCUCUGUUCUGAACACAGCCCUCAUGUUUGGUGACAGAGUGUUUCUGAGCCCGGAGCAGAUAAAUCACGACUCAAACUCCUCUCAAGGUUAAAGGCGUUUCCAGAGAGCUGUGAUAAACACACACUCAUUAUGCCGUCCGUGGAGACGUGAGCACAGCGCUGUUAUCCAUCACGGCCUGGGCGGUGUGUGUUAUUGCUUUCUUUGCGGAUCUGAUGCCGGUUUGUGAUGUUCAGAGACGUUUCCCAGAGCAAGCGAUUCCCUCUGGGUCUGUGAACUGUGAUUUAUUUCUGCGGGGACUCUGAUACAUGUUUGUGUGUCAUCUGGAAGCCAAAGAUCGUGACGCCAUCAUACAGUCUCUGAAGGGCCGUUCACACUGACAGCGUUUUACAGCAACAAACCAAGCUUUUCUUUGCAUAACAUUUGCAUUCCUCUGUUUACAGCCAUUCAGAAGUAUCUGUGCGUUCUGAAUCUUUUUUUUUUUUUUUUUUUUUAAAUUUCAGUAAAAACAGUAAAAUUGUGAAAUAUUAUUGUAAUUUAGUUUUCUCUGAAUAUAUAGUUUUUCUGUGAUGCGCAGCUGAAUUUUCAGCAUCAUUACUCCAGUCUUCAGUGUCACAUGAUUCUUCAGAAAUCAUUCUAAUAUGCUGAUUUGCUGCUCAAGAAACAUUUCUGUUGAAAACAGAUAUAUUUUUACGGAAGCUGACAUUUUUAGGCUUCGUUGAUGAAUAGAAAGUUCAAAAGAACAGAAAUCUUUUGAAGCAUUAUAAAUGCUUUUGAUCAAUUUCAUGUGUUCUUAGUGAAUAAAUAUAUUAAUUUCAAAACAAAAACAACAACAUUUGAACAGUAGUGUAUUUCAUGCCAUUUUAGCUGCGUCAGUGUGAACGGCUCUUAAGACUCACGGAUGAUGCUGUUUUUAACGCUGUGGAUGAUUGAACAGCCCACAGAUCUGCAGUCUUCCUCCAUCCAGAAACGCAGAAUCUCUCUGAUUGUGUCUUGAAAUGUCUGUAUGCAUCUUUAGUUACUCUCGUGUCUUGUAAUGCUUAGAAGAACUCAAUAGAGUACAAUAUAUAGAGGUCAGCAUAUAAACACAUACAUUUAAGAGUGUGAUAUAUCUUUGAAGUGUUUAAAGUAUUUUUAUACUUACACGUGACGCACAUAUAUCUAAACACAGACACACACACACACACAUAUACACGUGUACAUAUUUGAUACAUGCUUUUUUGUCAAAUCUGACAGUUUGUCAGUAACGUCAGGGACUGUUACCGUGUUCUGAGCGUCUUAUAUUAGCCGUGCAGUUCAAGCAAUGAUCGCCGUUGCUGUCGAUGAUGUCGGUGGGAAGGGUUUGUUUGCGCGACUUUAACUUGCCCACCCAAAUGGGUCGUGUACCUUUAUAUAUCUGCAGGGAAUAUUUCAUUCGUCAUUCAUAGAAGCACUGCUCUAUAUGCACUGUCUGAUAUCACUGGAGAUCGUUCCUUAAAAAUGCUUUGAGCCUGUACAAACUGCAUUUUUGUGUUGAAUUUCAGUGUAACUUUGAGAUUGGAGAAUGAAAGUGUUAUUUUAGUGUCAUGAACAUUUUUAUUAAUAUUUUGAAUUCUUUUUUAUUUUGAAAUUUUCUGUUAUUUUGAUUAAAGUUUUAGUAAUUGUAUUGUGUAUUUUUAUUACUUGUCAUUAUUUAAAUGUCUGUAUAGUUUUCAUUUCAUUUCAUCACUUUUUGUAACCAUUUUAACCAAAUUUAACAUUUACAUUUAACCUUAUUAUUAAUGUCUUUGUAGUUUUAAAUUUUUCAGUUAAACUAAACGAAAAUUGUAAAUGUUGCUUUGGCAACUAGCUGAAAUAAAAUAUAAUAUUUUAUUUUAGUUCAUAUUUAUUUUAUUUUAAUGAACAAAAAUGUUUUUCAGUAGUUUUAGUUACUAAAUAAUAACCCUCAAACGUGUGUUUGGUUAAUAAACCAUCAGUACAGUUCUAAAGCUAUUUGUAUCAAAAAUAAAUUUGGACUAUAAUGGCUUUUUAGGUUACUUUUUUUUUUUUUUUGACCAAAUUUAAUAACAUAUAUAAUCACAUUUGAGCUUUUUUACAGUUCACUUCAAUCAUUUUGUAGCGUAAGAAAUGAAUGAUCCAUGUAGUCUCUCAAUUAUAAAGCUCAAACGAAUGACACUCAUAGUAAUUAUACAAGAAUUAGUGUCAUUUUAAAUAGUUUUGGAGUGUUUUAUGACACUGCGGUCACUGUUUGACAUGUCAACAACCAAAAUACUACCAGACUUUAAGAAACUUUUGUGAAGGUAAACUGAAUGGCAUGUUUUAGAUAUGCAUUUGAACUGGGUUUGUAUAGGCACUGUAGCUUUAAUGCCUUGUUGUUCAUCUUUCUCGUAGUCUAUGUGUAGUUUCUGAAAGAUACGAUAAAAAGAAAAAGGAUAAAAUGGAUCUGAGUUGAAAAUAUCCUGCGAGAGAAUUUACGAGAGUUUUAUGAGAGACUUGGACCGAUUAUGCAAUUCUGUAAGAGACGCGUGUUGAACGUUGUUUUCAUCCAAGCAGAUGUUGUGUUUUUACCCAGCAUGCUUUGUGCGCUCUUUUCAAAGGUGACUAAUUAGACCCCCCUCAUUAGACCUAAUUAGAUCAUUUAUCACCUGUCCAUAUGGUUCAUCCCAAAAUAACUCAUCAUUUUUAGCAGUUUGACUAUAUGCGCAAUAGUUCUGCCAAUGGGCCGUUUUAUAGUGAGGCGGAGCAUCGUCCUCUCAGCUGCAUGUUGAUUAUGAGCUUUUAGGACAUUAGAGAUGCUUUCAGGUGUAAGAUUGAUUUGAAAUAGUUGUAUGGCAAGCUAUUUUAACAUUUAAUCCUUAUAAAGUGUCUAUUGUCAUGCUAUGAGUACUUAGUUUUUAGAUAUCAUUAUCUAUUAAAUCCCUUCAUUAUUCAUUAGCUACUAGUGCUUAUUCUUUAGAUACUAUUAUCUUUUUAAAAUAUACUAGAAUUUAUUCAUUAGAUACUAGUACCAAUACGGCAAGCCAAUUUAAUGUUUAAUUGUACUAGUACCUAUUUUAGUACAUGUGGUGUCUAUUCCAUUAGGUACUAUUUAAUACUUAUUAGAUAGUAGUACCUAUUGAAUAGUUACUAGUACUUAUUUUAGUAGUGACUAGUAACUGUUCUGUUCUCACUAGUAACACAUUUCAAAUGAUUGCCAUUCACUUCUAUGGGGAUCUGUCAUUCAGAUAUCAACUAUUCGGUUCUGACUAGUAUGUAUUCCAGUUGUGACUAGUACAUAUUUUUUUAUAUACUAGUAGUUAUUUAUUAAGUACUAGUACUCAUUAAACUCUAGUUUCUCAUUAGUCACAACUGCUUUUUUUACUCGUUGUAUGUUAUGACUUGUCAGAAUGACCACUGACAAGCCAUUUUAAUAUUUAAUCCUUAAAAUGUACUAAUAUCUAUUUUCAUGCUACUAGUACUUAUUUUUUUAGCUACUAGUAUCUAUUCCAUGAGGUAGUAGUAGUAGUUAUUCAUUAGCUACUAGUGCUUAUCCUUUAGGCACUUAUAGUAGUACUUAUUCAUUAGAUAUUAGUACUUGUUUCAGUAGUGACUAGUAACUUUUCUAUUGUUUCUAGUAACGCAUUUUGGAUUUUUACAUUAAAUUCUGUGGGGAUCUGUCAUUCAGAUAUCAAAUGUUCAGUUCUGUUUAGUCUAGUAUGUAUUCCAAUUGUGACUAGUACAUAUUUUUUAUAUACUAGAAAUUAUUCAUCAGGUACUAGUAGCCAACUUAUUUUUUUGGUACUUGUACCAAUUAAAUAUAUACUAGUACUUAUUAUUAGAUAGUAGUACUAGUCAUAAUAUAUGACAAGUAAAAAUCAGUUGUGACUAGUAUAAUAAGAGUUGUUGCUAGUAAUAAUUACAAAAGAUACUAGUGUCUAAUAAAUAAGUACUAAUACCUAAUUAAUCGAGACUGGUAUCUAUUGAAAGGGUACUAGUACCUAAAGAAAAAUAAUAAUAUUUAAUAAUACUUUAAUGAAUACCUAAUAAUAAUCUAAUGAAUAUUUAUUAAUACUCUACACAUACUAGUCAGAACUGAAUAGUUAAUAUCUGAAGAGAAGAUUCCCAUAGAAGCCAAUUGUAAAAAUUUGAAAUGUGUCACUAGUUACAGAAGAACAGUUACUAGUCACUGAUGAAAUAAGUAUUAGUAUCUAAUACAUAAGAACUAGUAUCUAAUUAAAAAGUACUAUUACUUAAUGGAAUAUAUAGUAGUAGCUAACAAAAUAGGUACUAAUAGCAGUCAAAUAGAUACUAGUAUGUUAGUAUCUAAUUAAUGAGUAUCAGUAUCUAAUAAAUAAGUACCAAAUGAAUAAGUACUAGUAUCUUUUAAAAAGGUACUAGUUCCUAAAGAAUAAGUACUAUUAGCUAAUGAAAUGGAUACUAGUAGCUAAAAAAAGGUACUAGUAUCAUGAAAAUAGAUACUAGUAUGUUUUAUAGAUUAAAUGUUAAAACGCCUUGCAUUAUUGGUAGUAGUAUCUAAUUAAUGAGAUCCAGUAUCUAAUAAAUAAGAGCUAGUACUAAAUGAAUAAGUACCAGUAUCUUUUAAAAAGGUACCUAAUGGAAUAGAUACUAGUAGCUAAAAAAAGGUACUGGUAGCGUGAGAAAAGAUGUUUUACGGAUUAAAUGUUAAAAUGGCUUGCCAUAAUAGAUGCAUAUCUGUUUUUGGUGUGUUUAUUGCGGCUUUUGGCUUCAUUGGCGAAUCGCAGCGGAAGGUGAGAGUAUCACGUGGAGACGGCGGAUUAGUCAGGUGAUUUUAGACCAUAUGGCACCUAAAAAGAGCCACUGACGAGCUGAUCCGAGCCAAAUCCGUCAUCCCAGAUUCAUUAGCGUUUUAUAAUGAAAUGCAUUUGAUGGAACUGAAAUAGCAGGAUCGAGAAGAGCUGUUUCCCAGAAGGAAAUACGCUUUCUGAGGAGAAUAAUUUUGUAGCUGGCACACAUUUAAGUGUGUCACAACCUCAAACCUGCUCUUCUCGAAGAUCUUUCUGAAUAUAUAUGUAGAGGAUAUUGGUAAAUGUAGUGAAGUGGUUUCUGGGGGCAGAUUUGUAAUGAGUUGUGUUUUUUUUUUUUUCAUUAGGCCUCUCAUAUGAACAACUGAAGUGAAAUAAAAGUGCAUGGAUUUGUUCCUCAUAUCAUAGACUCUUACAGGCAAUAGAAUUAACAUGUACAUUAAGAGAAUCGAUUUCAAAUAUCAGACGAAUUGUUGUUCGAUGAAACAAUACAAGGGCUUUUAUGAUACGUGUCUUAAUGAAUCUGUUAUGAUCUUGUUGCAUGUCUGAAAUAAAUGUUUCCUCUGAAAGAAACCCUCAAUAAACCCUCUCCUUCAGCAAAGGGAGACUGAUUUGA